This is a messenger RNA of Condylura cristata (star-nosed mole), 1470 nucleotides long. RefSeq names its product LRP2 binding protein (gene LRP2BP). The record is from RefSeq and is a predicted model, not a curated record. The coding region runs from base 16 to 1062 and encodes 348 amino acids. The transcript is spliced from 8 exons. NCBI's taxonomy places the organism in Eukaryota, Metazoa, Chordata, Mammalia, Eulipotyphla, Talpidae. Gene Ontology annotation, molecular function: protein binding.
CACAGUGGAAAGAGGAUGAAGUUGACCAGUGAAAAGUUGCCCAAGAGUCCCUACUAUGCUUCAUUAUCUCAGCAUACUGCUAAGAACCAAAAACUCUUCCAGUGGAAAAAGGAAAAUACUGAUCGUUACAGUCAUGCUAGUUUGGUGGAUAAGGCGUUGCAGCUCUUGAAGGAAAGAAUAAAAAGAGGGGAUGCUAUGGCAUAUUUUCUACGAGGUCAAUUAUAUUUUGAAGAGGGAUGGUAUGAAGAAGCAUUAGAACAGUUUGAAGAAAUCAAGGGAAGUGAUCAUCAAGCAAUUUACCAGCUAGGAGUAAUGUAUUAUGAUGGGCUGGGCACAACUACAUACGCUGAAAAAGGAGUGGAAUAUAUGAAGAAAAUUAUUGAAUCUCCAUGUCCCAAAGCAAGACACUUACACUUUGCGGCUGCUUACAACCUUGGAAGAGCUUAUUAUGAAGGGAAAGGCGUCGAUCGAUCAGAAGAGGAAGCAGAAAGACUGUGGCUUUUUGCUGCAGACAACGGAAAUCCAAAAGCAAGUGUGAAGGCUCAAAGCAUCCUGGGAUUGUAUUAUUCCACGAAGGAGCCUAAAGAGUUACAAAAGGCUUUUUACUGGCAUUCAGAAGCGUGUGGCAAUGGAAAUUUGGAGUCCCAGGGUGCGCUGGGGCUCAUGUACCUGUAUGGACAAGGCACCCACCAGGAUACCGACGCUGCACUGCACUGCUUAAGGGAAGCAGCAGAACGUGGAAAUGUCUAUGCUCAAGGGACUCUCGUGGAGUAUUACUAUAAGAUGAAAUUUUUUACGAAGUGCGUUGCAUUUUCCAAAAGGAUUGCUGACUAUGAUGAGGUUCACGAUAUUCCUAUGAUAGCCAAGGUCACGGACUGUCUCCCCGAAUUCAUCACCAGAGGCAUGGCCAUUGCAUCAUUCUACCAUGCAAGAUGUCUUCAGCUUGGUUUGGGUGCUACAAAGGAUGAAGCCACAGCCAAACUCUAUUAUUCUAAAGCCUGUCGUCUGAAUCCUGCAUUGGCAGAUGAACUUCACUCUUUACUCAUUCACCAAAGAAUUUAGACCAUGAUGUAUUUCAACAAAGAUCAUCAAUCCUAAAACCCUAGAAUGUGUUUAUUUUAUAGAAGAUGUGUUUGGCUAUUUUCUGGUAUAACUUACCCUGGGAAUUUUUCCGAUGACAUACCUUCACUCUUGAAUUUGUAUACUGUAGUUUUCCAGCUUGUAACCAAGGAUCAGCUCAAAUUGUCAGAAGAGUCCUCAGAUAUCCUACUCUGAGCCAAGACCACUUCAAAUUUUCAAAACCACUCCAAAAAUCAAGUACUUUUUACCUUUCUUAAAUACAAAAUGGCCCAAAUACUUUGUGUUUUAGUUUAAUAGCUUUAGAAAUACAACUGCUAUAAGCUUACUUUAAAUUUGAAAAUUUAAUUCUUUAAAUUUCUUUGAUUUUUUUUAUGUUGUGAAUAAAGAAUA